AUGCCCCUAUACGAAGUCAGCUUUGCUGCGCCUCUCACAGCUGCCCAGAAAGCUGAACUGGCAAAGGCCAUCACUGAUAUCCACGCUGAAGCCUUUCAAACGCCACGAUGGUUUGUGAAUGUGUUGUUCACGGACGCAUCUCAGCACACUUGGUUUGUGGGUGGACGACCUCGACUCUCGAAUCGAAUCAUGGCAUGUGUGCGGAAUGGUGCCCACCGCACCAGGGAAGCCUGGGAGCAACUAUGUCAGGAUAUCAAUUCCGCGUGGCGUCGAAUCGUGCAUCCAAGUUACAUCGUCAAUGGGCUCCCUCCGAAUGAGCUGGAGUUGGCUGCUAUUUUCGUCACGGGCGAGCUGAUGGCGGGCUUUAAGGUCGGGCUGCCAGUGCCCAAAGCGGGAGAGGAGCAAUCGUGGGCACAGCAACACUUCGAAGUCUUUAAGCAAAGGGCAGGACUUGGUGACGAAGUUUUCGUUGAUUUUCUGGGCGAAAUGGAAGAAAGUCCUUGA
Molecule: messenger RNA, 504 nt
Organism: Colletotrichum aenigma
Lineage: Eukaryota; Fungi; Ascomycota; Sordariomycetes; Glomerellales; Glomerellaceae
Exons: 2
Coding region: 1-504 (167 amino acids)
Source: RefSeq, a predicted model, not a curated record